CACACAACUAAUAUUGGUGUGAUUUUUUUGACUUGGUACCCAUCAGUGAACAAUCCUGUAUUAUCUCGGUUUCAAAGUGAUCCCCAGACAUAUUUUCCCGCAAGUGACAUCUCAGUGGGAUAUCACCGUACAGAGAGCCGUCAAGCGUAUUUCUGGUGCUCCUCACAUGAUGUACUCGCUUCGGCCUAGGCGUAACGAGAUCCAUGUGUCCCCCGACUCAGAAAAGAACUCUGAUGACAAUGUCGGACUCGCGAAGUCGGCGAGGCGGCGAAAGUCCACGAAACGGAAUAUCACCGACUCCCAACUAAUGCGCGAGGACGUCUCCACUGGAGGCCAGAGAAAGAAACGGGCUUUGAGUCCUGCUCCAUUGGAUAUACAUGAUGUCGAGAAAAAGAAUACUACCUUUGGAGGACGCUUGGGAUAUGCAUGCUUGAAUACUCUUCUACGAAAUGAGAAGCCUGCCACCGAGGCGACGUUCUGUUCGAGGACCUGUCGCAUCGACACCAUUAAGAAAAAGGGCGCGGACUGGGUGAAGGACUUGGGCCGAAAGAACGUUGAGGAUUUACUGAAGAUUAUUGAGUGGAAUGAGCGUAACUAUAUCCGUUUUAUGAGAAUCUCGUCCGGCAUGUUUCCUUUUGCCUCGCAUGAAACAUAUGGGUAUUCGCUCGCCUACUGCGCCCCUCUCCUUGCGGAGGUGGGUGCCCUUGCCAAGAAGUAUGGGCACCGACUCACCGUGCACCCCGGACAAUAUACGCAACUGGGCUCACCACGUGAGGCGGUAGUACGGUCAAGCAUCCGAGAGCUGGAGUACCAUUGCGAAAUGUUGGACCUCAUCGGUGUUGGCCCAGACGGGGUAAUGGUCAUCCACGGGGGCGGCGUAUAUGGUGAUAAGGAAGCGACCUUGGCGAGGGUCAAAGAGACUAUACGAGUCGAUUUGCCGAAGAACGUGCGGGACCGCUUAGUGCUUGAGAAUGACGAGUUAUGUUACACCGCUGCAGAUCUUCUCCCGUUAUGCAAAGACCUGGAAGUUCCACUGGUGUUUGAUUAUCACCACAACAUGCUUAACCCGUCUCCUGGCGUACCGCCAGCACAAAUUAUGGAAGAGGCGAACGAGAUUUUCCGUAAGCGCGGCAUAAAACCUAAGCAGCACUACAGUGAACCCAGAGAUGGUGCAGUCGGCAUCAUGGAGAAAAGAGCACAUUCGGACCGCUGUUACUCACUUCCAGAAGGCUUACCAGAGGAUAUGGAUUUGAUGAUUGAAGCCAAAGACAAAGAACAGGCAGUUCUGCAGUUGCAUCGGAUGUACAAUUUGCACCCUGUCAAUCAUGAGUAUCUUAGACCGCCGAGAGACAAAUAAUCUGAAGAGACCACACGUUGCAUGAGCCAGCAUGCCAAGGUCAAGUUGACUUUUGGCAUUCGAUCCUGUAGAAGUUUAUGGUGUUGAAGUAUCUCGCACUACGCAAUCAAUGACUAUCUAUGCUUUGCACUCC
This is a messenger RNA of Pisolithus orientalis, 1490 nucleotides long. RefSeq names its product UV-endonuclease UvdE-domain-containing protein. The transcript is spliced from 8 exons. Gene Ontology annotation, biological process: mitochondrial DNA repair; nucleotide-excision repair; response to UV. The coding region runs from base 167 to 1357 and encodes 396 amino acids. Gene Ontology annotation, molecular function: endonuclease activity. Gene Ontology annotation, cellular component: nucleus; mitochondrion. The record is from RefSeq and is a predicted model, not a curated record. NCBI's taxonomy places the organism in Eukaryota, Fungi, Basidiomycota, Agaricomycetes, Boletales, Pisolithaceae.